AACUGCGUAGCCUAGCCUACUACAGCUCGGGGGCGGAGUUGUCAGAAAGCUCUCAAGUAAAACUUGUGUCCGUUUAGAGAAGCAAGUGCGCAGCGCUCGAAACCGAGGGCAGAACUUGUAGUCUCUAGCUAAAUGUAUCUUAAAGGGUUUAUGCGUAAAAGCGCGCAUGCAGGUCGUGGGAUAUGCUAUCUGUGGUGUAUUUGACAUGGCAAAGUGAAUGGGCGCAUUUGGAGAAGUCCAGGGCGCGCGUAAAGGAACCCUUCUGAUCGUAUUAUCAACUUGCGCGUGAGGAACAAUUAAGUGAGGAUGAACGAGACGGACAGUAAGGUUGUAGGCAGUAAAGGUUUGGACCCCAGUAUUCCGAUUAUAAUGUUUAUAUUCGGUGUGGUCGGCAACGUGAUCGCCAUUGUAGUGCUUCAGAAGUCGCGGAAAGAGCAAAAGGAGACCACCUUUUACACCCUGGUGUGUGGACUUGCUGUGACUGACCUCUUGGGCACUCUUCUGGCGAGCCCUGUCACCAUUGCCACCUACGUAAAGGGCAAGUGGCCCGGUGAGGAACCUCUGUGCCAGUAUUCCGGAUUUAUCUUACUCCUCUUCUCCUUGGCAGGACUUAGUAUUAUUUGUGCCAUGUCCAUCGAGAGAUACCUCGCCAUAAAUCACGCUUAUUUCUACAGUCGUUACGUGGACCAGCGGGUUGCGGGUCUUACACUCUUGGGAAUCUAUGUCUCCAAUGGUUUUUUCUGCGCUUUUCCCAGUAUGGGAUUUGGAAGCGUGGUGAAGCAGUAUCCAGGAACGUGGUGUUUCAUCGACUGGCAUAGCAACAACCGCACGGAUGCCACUUUCUCCUACAUGUACGCCGGCUUCAGCUCCUUUCUUAUUCUCGCCACGGUCAUCUGUAAUGUUUUGGUGUGCGCGGCUCUUAUCAUGAUGCACAAGCGCUUCAUGCGCAGGACCUCGCUCGGCACGGACCCGCGGCGCAUCGCCGAGAUCAGGCGCAGGCGCAGCUUCGCGCGUCUGGCUGGCGCAGAGAUCCAGAUGGUCAUUGUUCUGAUAGCCACCUCUAUUGUCGUACUCAUUUGCUCCAUUCCAUUAGUGGUGCAAGUGUUUGCAAACCAGCUGUACCAUUUACCAGUAGAGCAAGACAUAGAGAAGAACCCAGACCUAAAGGCUAUUCGAAUAGCUUCUAUAAAUCCCAUUCUUGACCCCUGGAUCUAUAUCCUGCUGAGGAAGACGGUCGUGCAGAAACUCCUGGAAAAAAUCAAGUGCCUCUUCUGCCGUAUCGGUGGGCGUGGUCUUGGGCGAAGCCACGGGGACUUCCACUGUAGUAACGGUGCCCGGAAUUCAUCCGUUGCGUCUAGGGAUUUACCAUCUGUGGCACUGCAUGAGCUGCCAGAGGUGAUCAGCACUUCGCAGACGUACCUUUAUUUUCUGAAGGGGGGACAGGGGAUGAGCUGCUGCAGUCAUUCUGUGCAGAGGGGGAUUAGUUCGACUCCCACCGAGCAAACGCUUCUGCGUGACUCUCAGGGGUCAGACUGUAGCAGCGGACACAGCUCGAGCAGGACAGAAGAGAGGGUGCAGAGCACGGACUCUGCGAAAACACACUUGCUCACACACUCGGACAGAAAUGAACAGGAACCCUUGCAAGUUACAUUUACAGACGAGACCCUGACGUUAGGCGAAAGAUGCAUCUGAAUGUGGAGAGAGCCGUAAACUUAAUUUUAUGGAGACUGAGCAUUGUACUUAUCAAUAUAAGGAUAUUUCAGAGGAAUGCACCAACCAAAGCACUAAAAAUCAUGCAGUUUAUAUGACAAACUGUGAAAGCGAGAGAAAAUAUAUAGACUACGAGGAGAUGUUUACUAAAGUAUGAACAUAAAUGUUGCUAAAUAUUUAAGACAAAAUAAUGAAAAUUGGAAGAAGUUUGAAAGGGUUUGCAUUUCGAAAGAGAUAAAAACUUAAGCAACAGGAUAUGCUGACUUCACAUAUUUUAAAGAUGACGAAUGUGUCUAUAAAAAGUUUGAAUGUCUGCAGUAAAUGCUAUUAGUUUUAGAUGUGAAAAUCAAGAGAAGACCCAAGGGAAGGACAUUUCUGUGUUCACAAUUUCAGACCUUAUGUGAUUUUGAUGGAUGGCCUUGUGAGUUGAUCUUGUGAGCAAAAAUAUGUGUUACCAUGCUUCACGUUCCUUUUUGCAGACGUUCUGGUGAGAUCUUGCUAAAGGUCACAAGUUCGGAAAAAACAUGCGUGUCUUGUUAGCUUUUCUCAUGAUGAAAUUUCUGCAGCCUUAGAUGUCGAAAUAUUUCCAUUUCCUUAUAUUAAGGUGUCAAAAACGCACUUAUCACGUCUAUCGAUGCAUAAACAAUUGUCAAACACCAUUUCAAACCAGCACGUAUGUAAAAACCAUAGCUACAGUAGCAUUCUUUGGAUUUUCCAUAUUUUGUGAAUUAACUAAACAAUUUCAUAUUCAUGUUGAUUGUCAGUAUUUUGAUGCAGAAACACACAAUGUAAGAGCAAAUAACAAUGCAUAGCAGAUCGUCAAACUUUUUGUUUUUUUAAGUUGAUAGGAUGUAUACCGAGGAGGUAAAAUGAUUAAGCUAUUAAUGUGUAGAAUGUUGUUUAUGCGGGCAUACGUGUUGUUGCACUUUUAAAUCCCUGUAACCACUGAAAAAUGUACUUUGGUUAAAAUUGAUUUUUAAGAUCUUGAUUAGUUAGUGGUCGGCAAGGAAGAUUGGUGUUAAUCUGUAAAUAUUUGUGAUAUUGAAAUGUGAACCUGUCUAAUUGUAAUAAUUUAAUUUAUUGCAGUAUUUUCUAACAAUCUGUAAAUUGCAGUUAUUUCUUCUCUGUGAGAAGGUCAAAUGUGAGUUUUAUUGUCAUAGCAAUUAUAUGAUUUUAUUUCAUUUCAUUUUGCAUAUCUCAUGUAAAUCACCUCUAUCCGUUGCAUGUAUGUAAAUAAUUCAAUAUUAUGAUGUACAUUUCUCUUAAUUUUUUUUUCAAACACAAAGUAAUACAUGAAUUCUUUAGAUCUUGUUGUGCUUUUAUCCUUGAUGUGAAUGGACUCUUCAAAAUGUGCAAUGGUCAGUUAUCAAAUACUACAAUAAAGUCUGUGCCACUGAUUUGAAGUGUAACAGAUAAAUGGAAGCAGAUGUUUUCUCGUUCAUAAUGUCAG
Messenger RNA from Misgurnus anguillicaudatus (oriental weatherfish), 3160 nucleotides. It is a transcript of the gene ptger4b, whose product is annotated as prostaglandin E receptor 4 (subtype EP4) b. The record is from RefSeq and is a predicted model, not a curated record. NCBI's taxonomy places the organism in Eukaryota, Metazoa, Chordata, Actinopteri, Cypriniformes, Cobitidae. Gene Ontology annotation, cellular component: plasma membrane. Gene Ontology annotation, molecular function: prostaglandin E receptor activity. Gene Ontology annotation, biological process: positive regulation of cytosolic calcium ion concentration; adenylate cyclase-activating G protein-coupled receptor signaling pathway; negative regulation of inflammatory response.